UCUGAAUCUGGUGUCGAUGAUAUUGCCAAUGUCGUUUCUUCUGUCUUCCUAUCGACACGAAGAGGCAGUACUAGACAUAAUCGAGUCGGACCCGAUGCUGCAUCGUAGUGCUGGAGAGACAUGCUGUCCAUGAAAACCUAUUCUCCACGUAUUGAAUACGUACUCCUCCUCGUACUUUUUCGUAACGAAGAAUAUUUUCAGCCUUUGCCCCGACCAUUUCUUACUGAAGCAUUCUGAAAGACACACCUCCUUAGGAACACAAAAAGUUUCUAGGAGAAAUGCUGAAAAGCAUGUUCAGCUUUUUUGUCCAAACAUAUGAGCAGUUAUUGAUUGAUGACAACAUUAAGAUUAAUCUACUCGGCGAUCUGCCUAAGAUUUCCCCGGCGAUUUCUCCCCGCUCAUCUAGAAGCUUUCUGCUGGCUUGUUAGUUAUUGGCGGUAUGCUGGACAGUUAUUGACUAUUUUGAGUGAAUCUGAUUCCCAUAAGCAGUUACGAAUCAGCAUUCAGCAGUGAGAAUAUUAAGAAGAAGAAGAAGAAGAAGUGCCUGUCUCCUGACAAGAUAUUAUCUAUCAUCCUGAGAAGAAAAGUGAUGGUGCAGUAAAUACAAUGUAAAUGGAAACGAAGGAUAAGAGCGAGAAUCUUUCUUACUGAGACCUUCACAUUCCGAAACACACUCUUUAACAGGAUAAAAGAGCCAGGCUGACGCAAUACAAAAAAGACCUUCGAGGGGCUCUCAAGAAGUGCGUGAAGGGCUUGGGCACGGAAUUAAACGUCGAUAUGGACGAGGCAGAGUUUUCGUUCAUUUUCGGCGAAUAUGAUCUUAAGGGUAGGUUAAAGGUGCUUUUCUUACCGCUUUUGAUGCCUCUCCCCCUUAGGAUGAGAAAGGCAUAACAAGCGGGGUAAGCGAGCACCAACAAGCUACCUCUAAUGAUCACCUCGGUCCUCGUUGUGGCGAGGGAGAUUACUUCUUUACUGCAUCCUCACCACGCAAGGCAACUCUGACAGAAAAUGUGGGGACUCGACCUGGAGCAUCAGGUCGAUGACUGUGACGCGUUGGUCACCGUCGUCCGUUCGACUCGAAUGGAGCAUCGACAGGGGUAACACUUUCUGAAAUGACUGAUCUGCUACUGCAUUCGUGAGUUAAUCAAACUGUCGGUGUCAUAUCUCCUCGAGUGGAAAGUUGUCGUCAUAAUAUAAUGAUCAUGUGCCUUAUAUGAAGGAGUGGGAGCCACGAUACAGGAUUGCAGGGUAGUGCACACAGACAAACGCUUCUCGGGCCACAAGAUGGCGAAGCUAACACUGAGGACAGACGCUUUUGGGUGGUACGGGAGGAGGAAGAAGAAGCACACAGCCGUAAGGGUACCAAGGUCGUCUCGAUGAUUUUAUAAGUAACUGCCACUUCCGAAAUGGCGGAAGUUCCUUUUACGUCCUCCGUUGACUCAACUUCAUAUAAGGCACAUGAUCAUUAUAUUAUGACUCCUUCAUAUAAGGCACAUGAUCAUUAUAUUAUGACGACAACGAGUGCUCUCUUGUGAAAUAGUUCGUCUAUCUCGGUUUAUAUCUGUCGAUGUGUGCGAGUGCUCAUCCUCUUUCUUUUUGUAGUAAAUUAUACGGAGCUGGCCGUGUCGCAGAGAGAGAGGGAGAGAAUCAUGGUGUCGAACCCCAACCCUUUGAUGCAGAGUGCUUUGCUGGAUCCAACUUGGAUGACAUAUUCAUGGUGCAGGGACUAUUUGGUACCUGCUGCAGCACUGUUGUUGAAGAGGUGUGAGCAGUUGUAUCAAAAUUUUACCCAAGGACCCCUCAGAACCCAGAUUUUGUUGUAUUGUCCCCAAAUGCAGCACAUGUAGAAGUAGUUCUUUUUGAUUUUAUUGGGAUGCUUUGCGUGUGGAGACCAGGCAUAACUUACUACAUUUGUAUUGUAUUCAGUGACUUUGCAUCUCUUCACCAUCUUUCUGGCAGUGUGAAUGAUGCUUUUCUUGAUUAGAUGAGGUGGGGGCUGGGAGUACAUCAGAUCAUGAGGUAGAAACGAGGAGCACAUCAGAAGAUGAGGUUCAGUAAUAGUUCUACCAGUUGGAUGAAUGGGAUCAUUGGGAAGAAUAUUUAUAGAACUACAAGAUAAACUGCCUGAGAAACAAGUGAGUCAACGGAGGACGUAAAAGGAACUCCGCAAACGCUCAGCGAGCACUUCAAAAAUAAGCCUCGCUUGAACACGACAAUUCAGCUGGUACAGGAGCCAUCUUUGUUGAGGCAAUGCGCCUUCUUCUCGGAAAAUGGUUUCGGGAGUUCUUCCCGAGCUCUGGACGGUCGGAUGCGGAGACGAAGACUGCAGUAUGGCUUAAGGUUCAUCAGUUGUACUUGUAGGUCCGACAAUCGUAUGUGUAAUUGGGGCCGACCGGUGUUAACAGCAUAAGCUGAGGAGAUACAAUUUAGAAGUUUUCCAUUCUUGCACUCUCUCCUUCUAAUGAUGGGAGAAUGAAUAUUGUAUCAAGAGAAUUCAGAAUCAUCGAUUCACAUAAUUAGUAGAUCGGAGAAUGAAUAUUCUAUCAAGAGAAUUCAGAAGGAUCGAUUCACAUUCACGUAACACGACCAUGAGUAUCUUUUUCUAUGUACUUCUAACAAGGACUCCCGCUCCCCGAUCCUCCGAUCCUUCGAUAGUGGAUUCUUCCAUGCAGAAGCUGCUUACGCCAGUGGAUCUGGAGGCUUGUAUGUGGAUGGCAAGGAACCUUCUCGUGCUCGCUCUUGAAGGCAGGAAAAUGACAAUACCGAAGGGGACUCUGGAUGAGGCUCAGUCGGUUGUGCUGGGCGAUGAUGGGCGAGCUGUGGAAGCAGGUGAUAAGAGUAGGCGUCUCGCCAGGGAGGUUGUACUGGGAGAGGAUAGUUAUGGAGAGUCUAGAUAUUGAUACCAGAUAUCCGUGUUUCUUAGUAGGCAUCACAGUUUUUAACUAGCAUGAAGUUUACGACUUCUCGUCACAUGCGCGGUCCAAAGUAGAAGAUGUGAGUCGAAGCAUCUCAAGCUGGUGUCGGUCCGUAUCUACUCCUCAACAUUUCAGUUUCACGAGCGACCUCUAACAAACACUGGACCACUUCAUGACCUCCGCCAUGCUCAAGGCACGCGGAAAGAGGAGAAUAAGCACAGCGACUUCAGCGAGACGACGUUCAAUUCGGGGCAGUCGUGAAGAGCAUGAGGCGCUGGAGGGGGAGAAGAUUAUGAGUCGCUUUGGGGAGCAAGUAGCAAUAGUGAAGAUGAGGCGUUGUACGUGUAGAACGACAAAGCACGACCAAGUCCUUCUAUUCUCUUAGGUGACUCCAACUAGCGCAUGCUCAUCUUGUUGGAUAAAAUGAAUGCAGAUCUAGAUCAUGCCGUACACCUUGCACAACAAGAACUCAUGUGAACUACUAGGCAGCAUGUUGAUGCUGGAGGUAUUCUUAUUCGUUUAUACGUAGAUAUGGACUGCUGUAGUUGAACAUGAUCCAUUUUUUGAGACCUCCACCUUACGCUUCAUAUCCAACAAGGAUCCACCUCCUGCGUCUUCUGGCGACGAAGCACCAACAUCAACGAGUCUGGGAGGUGGUUCAGGAGCAUCGUCCUCUGGCGACGAAGGAGCUAGUAGUGUUAAUGCAUUUUCAACGAGCAAAACUGGAACUGCAGCCGCUAUCAUACGACCACCUCGUCUCGACCGCGCGUCCUCAUCUGAAGAUGUAGCCGCUUCGAGUAGCGUGGAUAUCUUCGUGCCGAAUGCACUAGUAGCAGUGAGCAGUGACCAGGAAACGUUUUUACCAGCUUCGAGCGCCGCAUCGGCGGGCUACGUGAGUUCAACGGACACAGGCGGAUAUGGAUCGACUGAUGCGGAGGAAGAGGCUACAGGAGGCGGGAGGGACAGCAUUAGUGGACCACGAAGAGGAGAACUUCCACCUGGUCAAAGUCGAGAUGAAUUCUUGAUCCCGCACUACGCAGAAGACCCAAUAGCUCUUCUUAACAAGAACACUUCUGGUUCUUCUACUACUAGCGUGACUGGAGGAGAUCCGAGCAAGACUUCUGCAAGAUCGCCAAGCAAGAACAAAGGCACACCGAAUAGCAGAUCGCCAAACAAGUUUCGCUCACCACCACGACGGACGUCGUCGCAUGGUGCGGCGAGUCUGCAACUGGCGUUAGCAGCCGCCAAUCAAGUCGACGAGGAAGGGAACGUCAAAAGUGGAAAUCCGCUAAGCAGGGGAGCGGGUGUUAUGGUCCUUUGAUGAUUAUAUAUAUUGUACGUAAGUAUGCUGUUGCAUUUAGUAAUUGCAAGGUAAAGAUCGAACAGUUGUUGUAGUGUAAAAUGAUAAAAAUCUGAAUAAUUGUCGUGCACACUGCUGGUCUUUCUGUCCUUUUUUUCGAAUUUUCUGCUUCGUUGAUGCGAGAUAGUUGUCAUCUCUAACCUCCCCUCCCGCGCAAAGUAUCCGAGUACCGAAAAGCUUCUGCAGAUGGUGGCAACGGAAGCUUCUUUGAGCGGGUUAGGAGGAAGAGCGGAGCUGCGCCUCGCCCUCACAUCAGCAGCGGCUGUGCAGGCGGUCGAGGUGAAUGCACGCGGCCUGUCACUUGGCGUACAGCUAGUGCGCGUUUUCACUCUCUUCCGAAAGUGCAGCAUUCACAGACAAGAUAUCUUUCUGCUGUUUCUACUAGGGUACCAGUUUGUGGAGAAAACUCCGGAAGUGAUUGCGGCUGUGGUGGAGGAAAAUAUGAUGAACAGUAUUUCCAGUGGGACUGGGAGAGGAAAUGGAGGUACUAGCUUUUUGUAUCUCGAGGAUAAGGAAGAUGGCAAAUCAGAUCGACAUGCAGCUGUAUCUUCUUCUAGCAGUGGUGAUGAGCAAGGAAGAAGCACGCCCGGUGCCAAGAAUCACAAGACUACGACUGGUACAGCACAAGAUGGAACUUCUGGUAGAGCACAUGAUGGAACUUCUAAUGAAGCGGUCGGGCAUGCAUCGGCGUCUUCAUUCUAUGCCAUUGCAGUAUGUGCCGUUCUGUACGUAGUUCACUGUCAUGUUUUUGAUGGCAAAAUUGAGUUCGCCGACUGGGUCAGAGAGCUGUGGCCAUCAUCUUUAGCACAGGCAGUUAUAGCGCCUGGAAAGGACAAGAGAACAAAGGAUAAAGUGGCGAAAGAGAACGUAGCUAAAAUCUAUCCAGCCACCACGAGUGCGCAAGAGAAGUAUCUCGAUGCAUGCGAUACCACAUCAAACGAGGGCCUGGCCACCAGCACGGAAGAGGGAGGAGUAGAUGAGCCUGGAAAGCAAGGACACGUAGUAGUAGAAAUUGGAGAACUAGCAAGAGGAAGGAGAACUGGCUCCAACACAGUCCUCGAUAACAACUACUAUCCUCAGGCAAAAGUUUUCCGUCGUGCGGUAUCGACUGUUUUGCGCGCGUCUGACUUUCGCUUCGGCACAGAUGCUGUGAAACUACAUGCUCAUCUUCUGACAUUGCGUCAGCAUUUGCGAAAGCGCGUAAAGGAUCAUGCUAGGGAUCCCUUGCGUCUUCUAGCAGUUCAGCAUGCAGAAGCAAAUACCACUGGCGCAAGGAUGAGGAAAAUGUUUGGGUUGCAGCGGUCGCAGACGUUUAGUGUUGGGGCUGAUGGCUGAUCACGAAGAUGUUCAUGUUAGAUACACGAAGAACCUCGGAACACAUGGUCUUGCCUUAUCUGAGCUGUCAGAAUGCCCCACAGACUUUCUUUAGGUAUGGUUGAGGCUCUCUUGUUGAAUCAAUUUGAUGAUGUAGACUCGAACGGAUCUGUCUACACUGGCGAUAUUAAUGUAAUGACCCAAAGAAACAGACUCAGACCACCAGUACCAGCAACACUUAUCACUGCUGAACCUGAACCUCCUGCAGUGGCGAUGGCGUACUAAGGGAAUGGAAAACGAAGAAAGG
This is a messenger RNA of Amoebophrya sp. A25, 5896 nucleotides long. NCBI's taxonomy places the organism in Eukaryota, Dinophyceae, Syndiniales, Amoebophryaceae. The record is from the annotation of a GenBank genome assembly.